UCUUUAUAAAUUGUUUUUUUUAUAUUCCAGGCUAUGAUGUUUUCUACAUAUAAAUGAGGACAAAAUAAAGAAAAAUGUCACAUUUAAGGCUGUUGCUGUCAGCAGCUACCAAACAAUAUGCCAGUCUUACAUUGAAUAAGUGUUCAGUUCCUGCACUUGUAUUGAAAACAAAUCUGCAUGUAUCAUCAUGUUUGAAGAUGGAUAUAUCUGGUAUAACAGACGAACAAAGUGAACCUAACGAAACAAAGGAGAGCGACAACAAGGCAACAUCUGUUAAGAAGGCGCCUAGAGAUGCAGCUUUUCCAGAUAGUCCUAUCAAUCCAGAUUUCAUACCGGGUGGAGAGUACAUACCAACAAGGGAAACAUAUGAACAUUUGGUGAAUGGGGUACGCUAUGACAAAUUACCAAGAGUAUACAUAAAAGCUUCAUACCAGAAUACAACAGCAAGUGCUCACACUUGUAAAAACCUAUGUCUUUCCUCACAAUCAGGGGGAAAAGUUGGAUUUAAGCAUGCAAAAAAGAAAUCUUCAAUUUGUGGACAGACAGUGGGUGUAGCUGUUGGGAUGGAUCUCAUAAAAAAGGGUCAAAAGGAUGUUCGUGUAAUUGUAAAAGGACAAGGUUCUGGAAGAUUGUCUUGUAUGAAAGGUAUUCAGCUAGCAGGUGUUAACAUAGUUUCUAUAACUGACAGAACUUUCCCUAGUAUUACAUCUAGACCAAGAAAACCACGCAGGUUAUAGAUUUUGCAUCCCAUAACUGCCGGAGAAACACCUAUUUGAAAGAUGUGAACCAGCAUACUGUUUCAAUUUUUAUUUAAAGUUUAGAGGUUCUUGAAAGGGAUAUCAUUUUUUGAAAGCUUUUGCAGACCACAUAUUAAAGGUUUCAUUCAAGCUAAUGCUUGUUAAUUUUUAAACAAGAAUUUCCUGAACUGCCAGUCAUAAAGAAUAAACUACAUAGAAAAAACUGACAUAAAUCGGUUUGAUGAACUUUGUUGUUUACUAUUAGCAUGUAUUAAGUAUUGAAAAAAAAAUCUUAUGAUGAUAAAGGUUGGAAAUAAAUUAUGAUAAAAAGCACA
Messenger RNA from Ruditapes philippinarum (Manila clam), 1072 nucleotides. Its product is annotated as small ribosomal subunit protein uS11m-like. The record is from RefSeq and is a predicted model, not a curated record. Gene Ontology annotation, biological process: translation. Gene Ontology annotation, cellular component: ribosome. Bases 75 to 737 code for a protein of 220 amino acids. The transcript is spliced from 8 exons. NCBI's taxonomy places the organism in Eukaryota, Metazoa, Mollusca, Bivalvia, Venerida, Veneridae. Gene Ontology annotation, molecular function: structural constituent of ribosome.